CUAGAUUUAUUUGCCUCAUCUUAAAAGUCUUUCCUUAGUCUAGUUUUCUAAGACUGAUAGCGUUUUGAAAAGAAAAAAGUAAAGCUGAAAUAUUAUUCAAUGGAAACUUUUUAUUAGGAAACCUUCCCUCUACUACAAUCGACAGUAAACUUCUCGUUUAAAGACCUAAACAUCAAUCGUCAUCAUUGUCACCAGAACAUCGAUCUAUUGAAAUAUGGAGCACAUCGUGAAGGAUGUAUUCGGAAUUGUGGACUAUGUUGUGUUUGUCCUCAUGCUGCUUAUUUCUGCAGGGGUUGGCAUAUGGUACGCCAUAGUCGAUCGAAAAAAAACUGAUCCACAGGAAUUCCUGAUGGGCGGUCGUUCCCUCAGUGUUUUCCCUGUGGCUAUGUCCGUUCUGGCCAGUUUCAUGUCAGCCAUCACAUUGCUUGGUACACCAGCAGAAGUGUACCGUUACGGUACGCAGUACAUGAUCGUCAAUAUCGCAUUCUGCUUCGUGGUACCAGCCACGGCUUAUCUUUACCUUCCAGUCUUCUACAACCUGGGAGUCACAAGUGCAUAUGAGUACUUGGAAUUGAGGUUUCAUAAAGCUGUAAGAACUAUCGGAUGUAUUGUCUUCACUGUACAUAUGAUUAUGUAUAUGCCUGUUGUUUUGUAUGCUCCAGCAUUAGCAUUAUCAGAAGUUACUGGGAUAGGAAUUUGGACUGCAGUGCUAUCAGUAGGCUUAGUCUGCACAUUUUAUACCAGUAUUGGAGGAAUAAAAGCCGUUGUAUGGACCGACUGCUUUCAGGCCUUGCUGAUGUACGGAUCCAUAAUAGUCAUUGUGGUAAAGGGAACCCUCGAUUUGGGAGGUUUCGAUGUUGUGUGGCAAAGAAGCGUCGAAGGUGGAAGAAUCGAAUUUUGGAGAUUUGAUUUCGAUCCUACUGUCCGACACACUUUCUGGAGCUUAGUCUUUGGCGGUUACAUCACUUGGAUGGGAAAUUACGCUGCCAACCAAGCCCUUGUUCAGAAAUACUUAACAAUAGGUUCACUCCGUGGAGCUCGGAGGUGUUUGUGGAUUAACUUGCCAGCUCUCAUCAUACUCAUUUGCAUCACUUGCAUGUCAGGGCUCGUCAUUUACGCCUUCUAUCACGACUGCGACCCAAUAGGAGCGAAAAUGAUUCAAGCUCCCGAUCAGCUGUUCCCUCGAUUCGUAAUGGAAACUUUAGGUGCGUUCCCAGGACUUCCAGGACUUUUCGUAUCCGGCAUUUUUAGCGGCGCUUUAAGCACAGUGUCCUCCGGAGUCAAUUCUCUGUCAGCAGUGAUGCUGGAAGACAUCAUUAAGAAAUACAUAGUUACAGACAUAACAGAAGUAUGCGCCACAAGGAUUACGAAAUUAUUAGCCCUGAGUUUUGGAAUUUUAUCAAUAGCUCUAGUCUUCGCUGCAGAGCAGAUGGGAGGAGUUUUGCAGGCAGCUCUAACCAUCCAUGGAAUUGUUGGUGGACCAAUGUUGGGAGCAUUUACUCUUGGAAUGUUCGUUCCAUUUGCAAAUACCAAGGGCGCAGCAAUGGGUCUUGUGAGUGGUUUCGGAAUUGCCAUGUGGUUCGGAAUUGGAGCACUUGCAAGUCAUCCCUACAUUCCAGAGCAAUCACGAUCUUACCAAGGCUGUGCUGACCUUUACUUUAACGCUACUAGUAUCGAUAUCGCAAACAUGACAUCAAUCCCUGAAACAAUUCGAAACAAUGAUGAUGUUCUUCCACCUUACCGAUUGUCUUACUUGUGGUUCAGCGCUAUAGGCUUCUUCGUUGUCAUGAUAGUAGGCAUAGUGGUCAGUCUUAUAACCUGUUCCAAAGAGGAAGAAAUUGUGGAUGAAAAAUUAUUAUCGCCCUUAAUAACAUGGCUCAGAAAAUACAUGCCUUGUGGUAAAUUCAAACAGGUGGCUUUGAAUAAGAAAGAAGAGGGCUUGUCGCAGACACAUCCGAGAACAACCAGUGUCAUCAGCGAUUCUGACUUUUAUCUGACCAAAAGAGCAUCAAUUACAUUCAUAUCAUACCCUAAAUUAUCUUAACAAUACUUAAAUGUGGAAUUGUAUAUAUUUUUAUCGAGGAAAUAGUUCAAAGGUAAAAUUUUAAAAGUAUGCCAAAGUGUAUACAGUGGCAGUCAAAAGUAUUCGUACACUGAAUUUUGAAGAGGUCAUCGCUUCAUAGAAUUUUAUUUAUUAUACUACGCCAUUAAACACAGAUACCAGGCCUUGUAUCCUUUAUUUUUGAGCAAUUUCAUCAAAAAAAGUUUUUUUGUAAAACAAUUACAGAAAAAAAAUAUAAAAAAUAGAAAUUAAUUAUCAAAACUUUUGUGUCAAAAGUAUUCGUACACUUAAGAAAUGUCCCUAAAAUUAUAUAAUUUAUCACAUUUUAAUACUUAGAAGGAUACUCCUCCGCCUUAAUUAUUGCUUGCAUUCCACUUGGCAUUGAAUCUACUAACUUCUUUGUGAUAUCUGGUGUAAUUGAUGCCCAUUCUUCCAAUAUGACGGUUUUCAGCUGAUUUUUAUUUUUACUUGUCGAUUUUUGAUUUUGUCGUAUAAAAUACUCCACAAAUGUUCAACAGGAUUCAUGUCUGGUGAUUGUGGAGGUGUGUUGAGUCUUUCGGGAGUGUUAUAUAAUACCUAGAGCUUAGCAUUAUGAGCUGUAUGCUUAGGGUCGUUGUCUUGUUGAAAUAUGUAAUAGUUAGUUUGAAGACCCAUUUGUGAAGCGCCAGAAUUCAAAUUACUUUUUAGAAUGUCAAUGUACUUUUUGUGAUUCAUAAUUCCAUCAAUGAUGUGCAAUUUACCCACUCCAUGUGCGCUCAUACACCCCCAAACUAGAAUGUUACCACCGCCAUGCUUUACUGUCGCACUCAAAUUUUUUGGUUGUAGCUCUGCAUUCUUUUUACGCCACACUAUUUGUCUGCCAUCAGAUCCAAACACGUUAAACCUGCUCUCAUCCGAGAAUAUAACCCUGUUCCAGAAAUCAGGAUUUUUAUUAACAUGUUGUUUGGCGAAAAACAUACGUUUCUUUCUAUUAACUUCCGACACAAAAAACUUUUUUCGAGAUACUCGACCAUGGAAUCCUGAUUCGUUAAAAGUGCGGCGUAUAGUACUUACCGAGAUCGAAAUUCCCUGUUUGAGGAGUUCUGCUUUAACUGCCGGGGCACUCAAUUUUGGAUUUUUCUUAAUCAAUCUUACGAGUAAACGCCUGUACUUACUGCUGUGUAUUUUUGGGCGUCCACUUCGUGGAAUAUUUUCAACAAUAUUGCGUUCGCAAUGUCGAUCUAUAACACUCUGCACUGUAGAUCGUGGUCUUCAAAUAGCAAGUGAUAUCUUUCUUAAAGAGUUACAGUUAUUAUGUAGUUUCAUUAUCAGUUUUCUUUCAGCAAGAGAAGUUUCUUUUUCCUUUCGGGCCAUCUCAACUUAAACCUGUAUGAUUAACAACAAAAAAUGCGAGUUUUGAAGCUAGUAAACAUAAGAAUGAAACAGAUAACGCGGUAAAAGUAAGAAUAACAUAACAACUCGCCAAAUAUAUUCCCACAAACGAUAUUUGGUGCACAAAUUGUCUUAAUUUUAUUAUUUUACAACUUGAAAUGUGGAUGUACGAAUACUUUUAAAGCAAGAGGUUUAGUGGUGAGAUUCAAAUUCUCACUCUAUCGAGAAGCUCUUUAUGAUCAAAUUUAAAAAUUCAAAUUAUUCAUGCAACAACUUGAAAGACAUUAAGAUUUUUUGAAAAUUUCUAUUAAUUUUUGCGCAAUUUCAAUUUUUAUUCACUUUUGAAGUUAGUAAUUUAAGUGUACGAAUACUUUUGACUGCCACUGUAUGAAUGUAUGUGUAUCAUGAGUUUCUUCAUCAA
Messenger RNA from Argiope bruennichi, 3854 nucleotides. Its product is annotated as sodium-coupled monocarboxylate transporter 1-like. Gene Ontology annotation, biological process: transmembrane transport; sodium ion transport. The coding region runs from base 215 to 2044 and encodes 609 amino acids. The transcript is spliced from 16 exons. The record is from RefSeq and is a predicted model, not a curated record. NCBI's taxonomy places the organism in Eukaryota, Metazoa, Arthropoda, Arachnida, Araneae, Araneidae. Gene Ontology annotation, molecular function: symporter activity. Gene Ontology annotation, cellular component: membrane.